AUGUUUUUCCGAAGAUUACGGCGACAUUUAAAUAAUCGAAAUACCACUGGUAACCGUGAUGGUAACCGUGAUACACGUCCACGGAUUUUUCCUAAUGGUGCCCAUAUCCUUAUUAUUGGUAUGCUUAUACCAUCUUUUCUUUGGACAUUUGCUUUGGUUUUAUAUCCACCCUCAGUAUUUACAGGAAACUUCCCUAAUUCAAAUGUUUUUCUUUUAACGGCUCACCCGGACGACGAAUCCAUGUUUUUUGGACCAACUUUACAUCGCCUUAGCAAAAAUAAUGUAAGUGUAAAUAUCAUAUGUUUUUCAACAGGUGAUAAUGAAGGUAUUGGGCACGUUCGCAAAGCCGAGCUUGAAGCAGCAGUUUCUUAUUUUGGAUCCGAAAAAAAUCCGGUAAACCUUCUUCAGAUCGUUGAUAAACCAAAUAUAUUUCCUGAUUCGAUGACUGUUGAAUGGAAUUCCACACUUUUAGCUCUGCAUACAAAAGAUAUCAUAGAGUCAUACAUUUCACCUGAGAAUAAAGACUCCAUUAAUAUUUUAACAUUUGAUUACUUUGGAGUAUCUGGACAUGCAAAUCACAGAGCUCUUUUUCAUGCAGCAAAAUUAUUGUCUGAUGAAUCACGAAUUGCUGCUUACUCUUUUAAACCAGAAAAUGGUGGUUCUACUACAAAACGCGAGGAGGAAAGUAUUUUACCCCAAAAUGUUGUUAGUACAAAAUACCAUGUAUGGACAUUAAAAUCAGUACCGAUUUACCGAAAAUAUAUUUUUGUGCUUGAUUCUUUCAUUAGCUAUUUAUCAUAUUUCGCAAGCGAAGAAGCCUUAAAAAAGAAGUCUUUUACAAUUGUUUCUAGUUUCGAGGAAUAUUCUAAAACACUUUCUGCUAUGACUAAGGCUCAUGUCUCUCAAAUGAAAUGGUUUCGCUAUGCAUGGACCAUAUUUUCAAGAUAUAUGGUUGUUAAUGAUAUUAAUCUUUUAGAUGAAGAAUACAAUUUAGGUUUCUAA
This is a messenger RNA of Magnusiomyces paraingens, 1002 nucleotides long. RefSeq lists its product as uncharacterized. The record is from RefSeq and is a predicted model, not a curated record. Bases 1 to 1002 code for a protein of 333 amino acids. Lineage: Eukaryota; Fungi; Ascomycota; Dipodascomycetes; Dipodascales; Dipodascaceae. Gene Ontology annotation, biological process: GPI anchor biosynthetic process. Gene Ontology annotation, cellular component: endoplasmic reticulum. The transcript has a single exon. Gene Ontology annotation, molecular function: N-acetylglucosaminylphosphatidylinositol deacetylase activity.